AUGGCCUUCACACACGAUGAAAAGUCCCCCGAGGCCGGCUCUGAGCAUGUUGAGGAGCCGGUCGAUGUGUUCCAUGCUGUUCGCGGUACUGCUGCUUUGGAAGUAUGCACACGACUAGAACCUGUUCAGAAACUCAGCAAGCGUAUGAUCCAACUCUACGCAAUCUGCAGUCUGGCCUUCCUGGGGUCGACGAUGGGCGGGUAUGACGGAUCCUUGAUGGGCAAUUUGAUCGUCAUGCAGCCCUUUCAAGAUCAGUUCGGCGCAAAGAUCCUAGGAGUUCAGACCGGCAUCAUCAUGAGCAUGUACUCGAUUGGCUCGGUGUGCGGUUUGCCUUUUAUCGGCCCUCUCACUGAUACUUGGGGCCGUCGUGUGGGUAUUGCCAUUGGAUGUGUCUUUAUCAUCAUGGGUACCAUCAUUGAAGGAGUAUCUCACCACUUGCCUCAAUUCCUCGCCGGACGUUUCUUCCUCGGCUUCGGCGGAAUUAUCUGCAAUGUCGCCUGCCCAUCUUACGUCGUCGAAUUUGCCCACCCAGCCUACCGUGGUGUGAUCACCGGUUCCUACAACUGCUGCUACUACCUUGGAGCAAUCUUGGCUGCUGCAGUUCUGCGCGGCUGCGUCCACUAUACCACCAAUGCGGCAUGGCUCAUUCCCACCUGGCUGCAAAUGCUUUUCCCAUGCAUCCUACUUCUUGGCUGUAUCUGCUUCCCUGAGUCACCACGUUGGCUGUACGUUCAUGGACAAGUAGACAAGUGCCGUGAGACGCUCAUCAAAUAUCAUGGCAACGACAAUCCAGAGUCUCUCUACGUGAGACUUGAGAUGCAUGAAUUUGCCGAAGAGCUGGAGCUCGACGGCGCUGAUAAGCGCUGGUGGGAUUACCGGUCCUUGUUCAAUUCGAGGGCAGCUCUCUACCGCGCCAUUCUGUGUGCAGUCGCUGUCUCGGCUUUCAGUCAAUUGACUGGCCAGUCUGGAGUCUCAUAUUUCCUACCCGCAAUGCUCAACACUUCUGGAAUCAGUAACACUGCCACUAUCCUCGACAUCAACUUGGGCAUCACCCUAGCUUCUAGUGCAGCCGCCUGCUUUGGUGCCAGUCAGAUGGACCGAUUUGGCCGACGAAAGAUGCUGAUCUCAUGUUGCGUGGCUCUAACUCUCCUCUGGGGUGGCAUGGUUGGUGGUACAGGCGGAUAUGCUAUCUAUAAGAGCCAUCCGGCUGCCGAUGCAUCCAUUACAUUCAUCUUCUUGAUUGGCAUCGUUUUCUCUGCCGCCUACACUCCAUUACAAGCACUAUACCCCGUGGAGGUCUUGGCAUUUGACCAGCGAGCCAAGGGUAUGGCCCUGCAGAAUUUCGCUGGAAAUGCAGCAGGUCUCGUCAACCAAUUUGCACUUCCAAUCUCCCUUGAUGUGAUUGGUUGGAAAACCUACUUCAUCUACAUGGGUGUGUGCUUUUGCCAGGCUAUCUACUACUACAUCUUUAUGGUUGAGACCAAAGGUCAUACCCUGGAAGAGCUCAAUGAGAUUUUCCAGUCACGGAAUCCUCGGAGGGCUGCUUCUCUGCAGAAGCACGAGGUGGAUGAGGAGGUUGACAAAGUACAACGCCUCAAGCAGAUGGCUGCACAUGAUAGUUGA
Messenger RNA from Penicillium subrubescens, 1623 nucleotides. RefSeq lists its product as uncharacterized. The record is from RefSeq and is a predicted model, not a curated record. Gene Ontology annotation, cellular component: membrane. The coding region runs from base 1 to 1623 and encodes 540 amino acids. Gene Ontology annotation, molecular function: carbohydrate:proton symporter activity. The transcript has 2 exons. Gene Ontology annotation, biological process: transmembrane transport; carbohydrate transport. Lineage: Eukaryota; Fungi; Ascomycota; Eurotiomycetes; Eurotiales; Aspergillaceae.